Messenger RNA from Aspergillus ibericus CBS 121593, 3210 nucleotides. Its product is annotated as U3 snoRNA-associated protein UTP13. Gene Ontology annotation, biological process: endonucleolytic cleavage in 5'-ETS of tricistronic rRNA transcript (SSU-rRNA, 5.8S rRNA, LSU-rRNA); endonucleolytic cleavage to generate mature 5'-end of SSU-rRNA from (SSU-rRNA, 5.8S rRNA, LSU-rRNA). Lineage: Eukaryota; Fungi; Ascomycota; Eurotiomycetes; Eurotiales; Aspergillaceae. The record is from RefSeq and is a predicted model, not a curated record. The coding region runs from base 111 to 3038 and encodes 975 amino acids. Gene Ontology annotation, molecular function: protein binding; U3 snoRNA binding. Gene Ontology annotation, cellular component: 90S preribosome; nucleolus; small-subunit processome. The transcript is spliced from 3 exons.
UGCGGACGGCAUUACGCAACUGUCAAUCUCUUUGCAGGUGCAGGUCGGGUCUGUUGGAUGAUGGCGCGAUAGAUUCUUAGAUCCCUGGUUGUUGAGAAAUUUUGCACAUCAUGUCUAAAGCCGUGGUUAAGACGACCUUCGAGGCGUCUCGAACUCUUCGUCCCAUCUACACCGGAGGAAGCACUGCGCUGGAUGCCAGUGGCCGUCUACUGGCGACUUGCAUCGGCGAGGAUGCUCUCGUGGUCGACCUUGAGACCGGCGACCAGCUCGCCAGCCUUGAAGGAGAUGGCGAAAUAAUCACUAGCUUGGCCAUUACUCCGUCGGCUUCCCAUGUCAUUCUCUGCUCACGUUCGAUGUCCAUGCGCAUCUACUCUCUAUCGCCUUUUGAUGAAACCACCCGAACCGUCGAGGCCAAGCUCGCUAGAAGCUUGAAGCCUCACACAGCACCCGUUGUCACGACUACGAUUGACCCCACGGGUACUCUUUUGGCCACCGGCGCCGCAGAUGGAUCGAUCAAAGUUUGGGACAUUCGGGGUGGAUACAUUACACAUACCUUCCAUGGCCACGGUGGUGUCAUUUCGGCCUUGUGCUUCUUCCAAGUACCAUCCCAAGAAAACGAUAACAAAUCGUCGUCAAAGAAGAAGAAGAAGUCCAAGGGCAAGUCCUACGACUCGGAUGAGGAUGAGGAGAUGGAUGAAGCGGUCGACUCAAUUGGCGCUUUUCGACUUGCUUCGGGCGACGAGGAGGGUAUGGUGCGCGUAUGGGAUUUGAAUAAGCGAAAGCCUAUCGCAUCCCUUGAGUCCCACGUUUCAGUUGUUCGGAGCCUUUCGUACUCGCCCACAGAGAAUGCGCUGCUCUCUGGAGGCCGCGAUAAGACUGUCAUCGUGUGGGAUGUGCGGACUUUCAAGACACGGAGGGUUAUCCCCGUCCUCGAGAGUGUGGAAGCAGCUUCAUUUGUUGCUGAUAGUGGAUUGUGCUUGGUGGGUGGAGAAAACGGCCGUUUGCGCGUGUGGGACUGCAACCGCGGCGGAGAGAUUACCCACGAGCAAGAAGCUGCGGCCGAAUUCGAGGCUGUGGUAGCGAUCCAGUACUCCGCAGGCAUGUCUUUCGCGAUGACUGUCCAUGCUGACCAAACUAUUCGACUCCACUCACUUGAGCCUCUGUCCGACUACAAGGCUGGGUCUACGCUCGAGCCUCUGCCCGUCAUUAGACGUAUAUCCGGCAACGAUGAUGAUAUCAUCGAUCUUGCAUAUGUCGGCCCCGAUCGGUCAAUGCUUGCUUUGGCUACCAACACAGAGAGUAUCCGCGUGGUUUCAGUUGGUCCAUCCAAGGAUAGGCCAUCUACUGGAGAGGGCGAUUAUUUCGGUGCCGAUAUCACGCACCUAGAAGGCCACGACGACAUCAUCAUCUGUAUCGACGUGGACUGGUCAGGCCACUGGCUAGUGACUGGAGCCAAGGAUAACACCGCACGCCUCUGGCGUCUUGAUCCGAAGAAUUCCUCCUACACGUGCUUUGCGGUCCUCACUGGUCAUGCGGAGUCCCUGGGCGCCAUCAGCUUUCCUCGAGCUCCACCUCCAGCCAACACCCCGGCACACAAUGACCCUUUGAACCAUCCUCCCGCGUUCCUGCUCACAGGUUCUCAGGACCGUACCAUCAAGCGAUGGGAUACGGGUAAACUAGCUCCUCUUAGUUCCUCCAAACCCCACAACCCUAAGGCGGUUUUCACACGCAAAGCCCACGAGAAAGAUAUCAAUGCGCUGGAUGUCAAUCCUUCGUCAACCCUGUUCGCAUCCGCCUCGCAGGAUCGUACGGUGAAGAUUUGGUCCAUUGAGGAUGGCUCCGUUGUGGGUGUCCUCCGCGGACAUAAGAGAGGAGUCUGGUCGGCACGUUUCGCGCCUCGAGGCACUCCUAUCCUCAACUCCGAAUCCGGAACGAGCACCAACAGAGGCAUGAUUGCCACGGGGUCAGGUGACAAGACCAUUAAGAUCUGGAGCUUGUCGGAUUACAGCUGCCUCCUCACAUUUGAAGGUCACACAAACAGUGUGCUGAAGGUGAUUUGGCUUCCACCUCCGGACUUGUCCAACAAGGAAGACGAAGAAGAUGAAGCGCUGGCACACAAUGCAUCUGCACAGCUGCGACCCCUGGUUGCGUCUGCGGCCGCCGACGGUUUGGUGAAGGUCUGGUCCCCUUACACAGGCGAGCUCGAGACGACCCUUGACAACCACGAGGAUCGUGUCUGGGCUCUUGCCAGCCCUACACCAUCUGGCUGCCGCGACGAUGUUCUGUCUUCUUCCACCCUCCAGCAUUCCUCUCCUUACGGCCUUGCCUCUGGCUCUGCCGACUCUACCGUCACCUUCUGGACCGACACUACCUCAGCCACCUACACAGCUACGGUCAACGCCAACUCGGCCCGUAUCGAGCAGGACCAACAGCUCCAGAACUACAUUCGCGCCGGCGCCUAUCGCGAAGCCAUCACCCUUGCACUCCAACUCAACCACCCAGGCCGGCUACUCUCCUUGUUCACUACUGCAAUUGAUGCCGCUGAUGACCCGCAUUCGGCCGACCCCGAAGCCACCGAACGUGCUAACAGCCUAACCGGCGAUCCCUCGAUCGAUGAGGUUCUGCAAUCCCUUGACCCCGAAAAUCUUUGCACCCUUCUCCUUAGACUGCGUGAUUGGAACACAAACGCCCGCACCUCCAGAGUCUCCCAGCGCAUCCUAUACGCCUUGUUCCGCUCCUAUCCUGCUUCCACAUUCGUCGAGCUUGCAACUUCUAGCAUGGCGAAGCGACGCAGCGACGGGCGCACCGCAGCAGGCAUGAAGGAUAUCCUGGCCGCCCUAGCCUCGUACACCGACCGCCAUUACCGUCGCAUCGAGGAACUCUCCGAUGAAAGCUACCUCGUGGAAUGGGUUCUUGCCGAGAUGGACGGCGGCGUGGGCCUGGGAGGAUUGGGUGUUUCCGCCCCGUAUGAUCCUUAUAGCAGCAGCAGCAUCCCCGAAGACAGCGCUGAAAAAGACGUGGUCAUGCUGGGGGUAUAAAGAAACCUGUGAAUGAGACUAUGUACAAAUAGACCAAGUUAAUCUGGAUGUUUGCAAAUACCGUGAUAUGCUGGCGCUUUCCGUGGAGGAGUAUUGUUACAUUAUUCUUUUGGUAUAUAAAAGUUUUUGUCUCUUGGAUGAUACACUAUCUGCUUCGAAUAGAAGCUACUUG